UCCCUCCCUCCCACCCCUCCCCUCCCCCCCGCGCCCCGAUUCCGGCCCGAGCCGGGGGGGAGGCCGGGCGCUCGGGCCAGAGUCCGGCCGGAGCGGAGCGCGCCCGGCCCCAUGGACAGCUCGGCCGUCAUUACUCAGAUCUGCAAGGAGGAGGCGCGGGGCCCGCUACGGGGCAAAGGUGACCAGAAGUCAGUGACUUCUCAUAAGCCCCGGAGCCGGGGCAUCCUCCACUCACUUUUCUGCUGUGUCUGCCGUGAUGAUGCGGAGGCCGUGCCUGCCCACAGUGGGGCUCCCCUGCUUGUGGAGGAGAAUGGUGCUGUCCCCAAGCAGACUCCAGUCCAGUACCUGCUCCCCGAGGCCAAGGCCCAGGACUCGGACAAGAUCUGCGUGGUCAUCGACCUGGACGAGACCUUGGUGCACAGCUCCUUCAAGCCAGUGAACAACGCCGACUUCAUCAUCCCUGUGGAGAUUGAUGGGGUGGUCCACCAGCCCUCAGAUGCCCCAUCCUGGCCUGAGGGCCAGCAGUCCCCUCACUGGCCCACCUCCCAGGUCUACGUGCUGAAGCGGCCCCAUGUGGAUGAGUUCCUGCAGCGAAUGGGCGAGCUUUUCGAGUGUGUGCUGUUCACCGCCAGCCUCGCCAAGUAUGCAGACCCAGUGGCUGACCUGCUGGACAAGUGGGGGGCCUUCCGGGCACGUCUGUUCCGGGAGUCGUGUGUCUUCCACCGGGGGAACUACGUGAAGGACCUGAGCCGUCUGGGCAGAGACCUUCGGCGGGUGCUCAUUCUGGAUAACUCGCCAGCCUCCUAUGUCUUCCAUCCGGACAAUGCUGUACCAGUGGCCUCGUGGUUUGACAACAUGAGUGACACAGAGCUCCAUGACCUCCUGCCCUUCUUCGAGCAGCUCAGCCGAGUGGAUGACGUGUACUCAGUGCUCAGGCAGCCACGGCCUGGCAGCUAGUGAGGCGCCCUGGGGCCAGGACCUGCCCCUGACCAGUGCCUGCACCCUUCACACGGACUCUUCCUUAAGAAAACGCAGCGCCAGGGGAAGUAGGCAUCUCCCUCUGAAGCCUGGCCAGGCUGCAAAGGGGGCAGCAGGCCACACCAAGGGUGAUGAGCCCUGGGUCCCUCAGUCAGUGCCUUACAACCUCUUCCUCCUCCUUGGGGGACCUGUGGGGCCCUAUGUGCUGCUCCCCCUUUCUGUUUCCUUCUGUGCUGCCAUGUUUCUCUGCUGCCAAAUUGGGCCUCUUAGCCCUUUCCAGUUCUACUUGGGGGAGGGGCAGGGUUUCUGCCGCCCCGUGCCUUGGGCCCCCAGCCUGGGAACAGUGGACACCAAGUGCCUUGCUUAGAGCCCUUUCCCCUGCCCUGUUUUCCCAGGAGAGCAAUCAGGUCAGCUCUUGCCUGGAACAGUCUCGUGGCUGCUCCAAUCUAGGCUGGCAGGGCAGGAACCAGUCUCCCCCUCUUCUCCCUUGGGAUUGAUUAAGCCCCCACGAAACUCUGCCUAGGAGGUCAGGAGAGAAGAUCUGUUACCGCUUCAGAAGGAAGUAGGGGAUCUGGCCUUCAGGACCCUAAAGCCCAGCCUCUCUGGGCUCAGCAGUAGCUGAGGGCUGCUCCCCACAUCACCUAAGUCCUGAUCCCCUCAUAUCUACCUUGACCACCCCCAAGGCCCUGGGUCUUGGCUCCCCCAGCUCCAAGUGUAGGGGCAUAGGCAGGACCCCUUUGUGGUGCCAUAUAAAUAUGUAUAUGUGUAUAUAGAAUUUCAGGGGAAGGGUAGAGGAAAGAGUGGGGGUAGAAACACCCCUCCCUCACCCUUUUCCUGGGCCCAUGAAUUGGGGGGAGGGAGGGAAAGGAUUUUUACAUUUUUUAAAUCGCUAUUUUCUGAGUGAACAAGCUGGGCCAAAGGGCCCUGGGCCCUGUUCUCUGUCCCUCACACCCUCUUUGCUCCCAUCAUUCAUUCAAAACACAUUAAUUGAGCACCUUCUCUGUGCCCAGCACUGUGCUAGACCCACCAAGCUGAGUGUAUGUGGGGGUCUCUACACCACCUAAUCAGUGCCUCUCCUACCCACCCCAUACUACUUCACUAGUGCCUUUAGGGGAUCUGUAGGAGGCGGGAUUCUUCUUGGAGGGGUUUGGGGGUCUCCAGGAAGUCUGGCCAAGCUGUGCCCCCUCCCCUGUGCCAACCCACCCCCUGCAACCCUCCAUGUCGCCCCUUGCUGGCUGGGGCAGCUCCCAGUACAUCCUGCCUUCCAGCUCUGACUCCUCUAUCUGGAACCCCUUCCCCACGCUGAGUCUGAAGGUCCAGGCCUUGGGAACUCCCCAGGACCUGAUGGGUAAGGGGACCUAUAUAUCAGUGCCAAGGGGAUGUCAAGUAGAGACGUCAUUACCCCUCCCCCCAGCUCUCUGACGGUGGGAGGGAGGACAAGGUUGGCCUGGGUUGGGUGACCUUGCCAUUGAAGUGCCUUCUCUGUGAUGGAGAGCCCCACAGCCUGAUGGGAACUAAAAGCCAGACCGCCCCCCCA
Molecule: messenger RNA, 2515 nt
Organism: Manis javanica (Malayan pangolin)
Lineage: Eukaryota; Metazoa; Chordata; Mammalia; Pholidota; Manidae
Gene: CTDSP1
Product: CTD small phosphatase 1
Molecular function (GO): RNA polymerase II CTD heptapeptide repeat phosphatase activity
Source: RefSeq, a predicted model, not a curated record